Adineta steineri is the source of this 258-nucleotide messenger RNA. The record is from the annotation of a GenBank genome assembly. Lineage: Eukaryota; Metazoa; Rotifera; Eurotatoria; Adinetida; Adinetidae.
AUGUGUUCACAUAUUACAUUGUCAUUAAUUACUCCAUCUUGCUUGUUGUCAGCAACAGAAUGUAUUAAUGAUAAUGAUAGUAAAGAAGGUAAUGAUAGUGGUGGUGGUGGUGGUGGUGGCGUUGUUGCUUUCAAUAAUGACUGGAGAGACGAUAAUGUAGAUGACGAAUGGAUCGAUGACAAAGGAUGUGGUGAAUUGGACCAUUGGAAACGUGUGAAAUUGGGAUAUGUUGUUAGACUAGCAACAUCUAUUACAUGA